UCCCGUACCAUGCUCCACCUCGCGGCGGCCAUAGGACUCGCCAAAAUCGUGCCCAUUCUCGUCGCCGCAGGUGCCGAGGUGGCCCAGAGAGGCCAUUUUGGCCAGACCCCUUGGGACAUUGCCGUGCGCUACGGGCACACAGAGAUCGCUACGGUGCUGGCUGCUGCUCGAGAGCCUCCUCUGAAUAACACCCUACACUCUGAAAUGGAAGGCUGUGACGCUCCAAGGUGGACCGCAGUGACGCCUGUGCCUGCGCCGUGGAACGAGGAGGGUCUGCUGCCCUCGUUGAAGCAACCCACAGUCGCCACUUCUUACAUCCCUGAGCUGCCGGCCAUAUAA
Molecule: messenger RNA, 339 nt
Organism: Dichotomopilus funicola
Lineage: Eukaryota; Fungi; Ascomycota; Sordariomycetes; Sordariales; Chaetomiaceae
Exons: 1
Molecular function (GO): protein binding
Source: RefSeq, a predicted model, not a curated record